AUGAGGUCCUCGGAGGAACAACAACCUGCUGCCAAGAGACCCAUACAGUCGUCAGCUGCACAAAGCUCUGCUUCGUUUGCGUCUUUAUUUGUUGAUAAUAAAUUUACCACAAUUUUUAUUUUUUUCUUUUACUUCUUUACAGUCAAAGAACUUAAUCCAUGGCCAGCAUAUAUUGAGGAACGUAAUGCAUUGUGGGAAAAAUGCAAAGCUGAAUAUUUAGCUGAAUUAGCUGCCAAGCCACGUAAUCCCAUUAAGAUCACUUUGCCCGAUGGUAAACAAGUCGAUGGUACAUCAUGGGAAACUACACCCUAUGAUGUAGCUAAGGGUAUUAGUCAAGGCUUGGCCGAUAAUACCAUUAUAUCUAAGGUUAAUGGUGAGGUAUGGGAUUUAGAUCGUGUCUUGGAGGGAGACUGUACAUUGCAUUUGUUGAAAUUCGACGAUCCUGAUGCGCAGGCCGUAUUCUGGCAUAGUUCAGCUCAUAUUAUGGGCGAGGCUAUGGAACGUAUUUAUGGUGGUCAUUUGUGUUAUGGUCCACCAAUUGCUGAUGGUUUCUAUUACGAUAUGCAUUUGGAAGGCGAAGGUAUUUCCACAAACGAUUACCCAGUCAUGGAGGGCUUAAUCAAACAAAUUGUUAAGGAAAAACAACCAUUCGAACGUCUUGAAAUGAAAAAAGCCGAUCUAUUGGAAAUGUUCAAAUACAAUGAAUUCAAGUGCCGAAUUUUGAAUGAAAAAGUUACAACGGACACUACCACUGUUUACAAAUGUGGACCCUUAAUUGAUUUAUGUCGUGGUCCCCAUGUCCGCCACACUGGCAAGGUAAAGGCUUUGAAAAUCACCAAGAACUCCUCUACCUAUUGGGAGGGUAAAGCUGAUGCUGAGACAUUGCAACGUGUCUAUGGUAUUUCAUUCCCUGAUCCCAAACAACUUAAGGAAUGGGAAAAGAUUCAAGAAGAAGCAGCAAAACGUGAUCAUCGUAAAAUCGGCAAGGAGCAGGAGCUUUUCUUUUUCCAUGAACUAUCUCCUGGAUCGUGUUUCUUCCAACCCCGUGGAGCUCACAUCUAUAAUACUCUAAUGAAUUUCAUUAAAUCAGAAUAUAGAAAACGUGGUUUCCAGGAGGUUAUUACACCGAAUAUUUACAAUUCGAAAUUGUGGGUAACAUCUGGCCAUUGGCAGCAUUAUGCCGAGAAUAUGUUCUCAUUUGAGGCUGAAAAGGAAACAUUUGCAUUGAAGCCAAUGAAUUGUCCUGGUCACUGUGUAAUGUUCGACGUACGCAACCGUUCGUGGCGUGAAUUGCCCUUGCGUAUGGCCGAUUUUGGUGUUUUACAUCGUAACGAAUUGUCCGGCGCUUUGACAGGCCUCACUCGUGUACGCCGUUUCCAACAAGAUGAUGCUCACAUUUUCUGUGCACCCGAGCAAAUCAAGAGCGAAAUGAAGGGAUGCUUAGACUUUUUGCGUCAUGUCUACACCAUCUUUGGAUUCUCCUUUAAUUUGGUACUCUCGACCAGACCAGAAAAGUAUUUGGGCGAUUUGGAGCAAUGGAAUGCUGCCGAAAAGGCUUUGGCCGAGUCUCUCGAUGAAUUCGGCAUGCCAUGGAAAGAAAAUCCUGGUGAUGGUGCUUUCUAUGGUCCCAAAAUCGAUAUUACCAUUAUGGAUGCUUUGAAGAGAGCACAUCAAUGUGCCACCAUCCAAUUGGAUUUCCAACUUCCCAUUCGAUUCAAUUUGAACUAUAUUGCCGAUGAUGGCGAAAAGAAACGUCCCGUUAUUAUACACAGAGCUAUUUUGGGUUCAGUUGAGCGCAUGAUUGCCAUUCUUACCGAAAAUUAUGCCGGCAAAUGGCCAUUCUGGCUGUCACCCCGUCAAGUAAUGGUCGUUCCUGUUGGACCACAAUUCGAUGAAUAUGCCCAAUCGGUACGCGAUCAAUUGCACGCUGCUGGUUUUAUGGUCGAAGCUGAUUGUGAUGCUGGCGAUACAAUGAAUAAGAAAAUUCGUAAUGCUCAACUGGCUCAAUUUAAUUUCAUUUUGGUCGUUGGCGAAAAGGAACGCUCUUCGAAUACCGUAAAUGUACGUACACGCGAUAACAAAGUACAUGGUGAGGUUUCGAUUACCGAUUUGAUUGGCAAACUACAAAAGAUCCGCGAUGAAUUCAUUACAAAUGAAGAUAGUUUUUAA
Musca vetustissima is the source of this 2169-nucleotide messenger RNA. It is a transcript of the gene ThrRS, whose product is annotated as threonine--tRNA ligase 1, cytoplasmic. Gene Ontology annotation, biological process: threonyl-tRNA aminoacylation. Gene Ontology annotation, cellular component: cytoplasm. The transcript is spliced from 4 exons. Bases 1 to 2169 code for a protein of 722 amino acids. Lineage: Eukaryota; Metazoa; Arthropoda; Insecta; Diptera; Muscidae. Gene Ontology annotation, molecular function: ATP binding; threonine-tRNA ligase activity. The record is from RefSeq and is a predicted model, not a curated record.